Cryptosporidium ubiquitum is the source of this 2175-nucleotide messenger RNA. RefSeq lists its product as uncharacterized. The transcript has 3 exons. Lineage: Eukaryota; Apicomplexa; Conoidasida; Eucoccidiorida; Cryptosporidiidae. The coding region runs from base 1 to 2175 and encodes 724 amino acids. The record is from RefSeq and is a predicted model, not a curated record.
AUGGUGAAUCAGGAGGUGCAGGAACUUCUGAAAUUCCAGAAGGUUCAAAUGGAGCGGAAACUACAGAAGCACCAGCAACAGCCAUCACCGUUGCAGCCACAACCACCACCGUUGCAGCCACAGCCAUCACCGUUGCAGCCACAGCCAUCAUCUUUGCAGCCACAACCACCACCAUCUUCAUUUCCGCCACCACCUUCUCCAUCAUCUCCGCCUUCAAUACAACCAGAACCAGAACCAUUACCGUUGCAGCCACAACCAUCUCCAUCUCCAUCUCCGCCUUCAUUACAGCCAAAGUCACAAACAUCACCGUUACAGCCACAAACAUCACCAUCACAACCAUCACCACCUCCAUCACCGCCACCACCGCCAUUACCACCAUCAUUAUCACCUCAAUCACCUCUAUCACCACUUCCAUCGCAACCAUCACCUUUACAUUCCCAAUCUCCAAUUCCCCCAUCUCCAUCUGUAUCACUUCCAUCAUUCUCACCGUAUCAAUCUCCAAAUCCUUCAACUCCAUCGUCUCCACCGCUACCACCGCCACCACCGCCACCUCCAUCAUCUCCACUACCUCCACCUCCAUCAUCUCCACUUCCUCCUCCACCUCCAUCAUCUCCACUACCUCCUCCGCCUUCAUCAUCUCCACUACCUCCUCCGCCUUCAUCAUCUCCACUACCUCCUCCACCUCCAUCUCCACUACCUCCUCCACCUUCAUCUCCACUUCCUCCUCCACCAUCACCAAAACCACCACUACCCCCAGCUUCUAAAAUACCACCCCCCGUACCCCCAAAAACAUAUAAAUAUGCUAAACUAAUAACCUCUGAGAUUUCUGGCCUCACUGAUAACCAAAGUAAUGACCUAAGUGAUGACCAAACUGAAGAUGAACAAAAUCAUUUAAAAACCACUCAAAAACAAACUAAUAGGUUAAAUACUACCCAAAUACAAAAUUUAAUGAAAUUGCAAAAUCAAAUCAUUAUGAAAAGUUUUCUGAGAGAAAAUGGACUGGAGGAUUUGUACUUACUCAACUGCAAUUUAAAUACUCUAGACAGGAUUUAUUACUUACUUGAAAAAGUUAAAAAGAUUAUAUUACAAGUUCAAGUCAGAGAAACUAAAAUGUAUAAAACCAAUUUAAAUAGUUUCAUUACUUCUCAUUCUAUUAUGAAAAAGAAUAUUGAAACUACUAAUUAUCAAACACUUGUUAAUUCUUUAAAUGUAUUAAAAGAUUACCUAAAACAAAUACUUGAUGAUUGUAAAAGCCUUCAUAAUAUUCAACCAAGUACAGAAAUUCAUACAGAACAUUAUUCUGGUAAAAUUGAUGAAUGUGAAAAUGAAAAAUAUAUUCCUUUAAUUGAUUUAUAUUCAUUUUUAUUUAAAAACUAUAAAAAACUCAUUGCCAACUCAACUUUUGGAGCAAGAAUGCUUAAUCAUUUUGUUACUAUAUUAAAAGAUUUUACUGAGUUUAAUAAUUGUUUUGUUCAAGAGAAAAUUGAAUACUGGAAAUCAUUAUUACAAGAAUAUAAGAAAAAUAUUAAAUAUGAAAUUAAGAUGGAUAAUAAAACAAAAUGUAGUGGUUAUUCUCAUCAUGGUGUUAUGUGUUCAAUCAAUGAAUGCAUUAAAACUUCUGAGGAUCGUUUAAAAUCUGAAAAGAUUAUAGUAUAUAAAUUUAUGGUCAAACUUUUAAGAGAAUUGAUUUCUAAAUGUGAACAAGUUAAAAAUGAUCCCAAUUUUGAUGAUAAUUUAAAAGGACAAUUAUUUAAUGAAAAUUGCAUUUACAAGUAUAAUAUUAGAUAUAAUAUUCAGUCCAAAUUUUUGAAUAAUUCAAAUCAAAACCAAGUACUUGAAAGAAUUCAAAAUUUAAUACAAAGCUUUGGAGGGAUUGUCUUUAUUCAUGAUUCUAGAGACUGCAAUCCAAACAAUAUUGUUAAAAUUCUUGAAUUUAUUGCAAGACUUAAAGUAAUUAAGUCUCUUGGGGAUAAUAAUACAAAUUUAUAUAGUAGUACUAUUACUAAUCAAGAAGAAAUAAAAGCCUUAAAUAUAAAAUCAAUAAAUUUUUUAAUCAAAUUAAUGUUAGAUAUGAUUUCUUUCUGUUGGACUUAUGGUAUUUAUAAGAAAAAUGAUUAUAUACAAAGAUCUGAUACAAAAUUAAUUGAUCAUUGGGUGAACUUCAAGCCUUAUUAA